This is a messenger RNA of Solanum stenotomum, 766 nucleotides long. RefSeq names its product 60S ribosomal protein L12. NCBI's taxonomy places the organism in Eukaryota, Viridiplantae, Streptophyta, Magnoliopsida, Solanales, Solanaceae. The record is from RefSeq and is a predicted model, not a curated record. Gene Ontology annotation, molecular function: structural constituent of ribosome; large ribosomal subunit rRNA binding. Bases 77 to 577 code for a protein of 166 amino acids. Gene Ontology annotation, biological process: translation. The transcript has a single exon. Gene Ontology annotation, cellular component: cytosolic large ribosomal subunit; ribosome.
UAUAUAUUCUGUUUCAUCACACUCACCACUGCCCCUCCGAAACACAGCUAAACCUCAACCCUAGCUCAUUGUCAAAAUGCCGCCAAAGUUCGAUCCAUCUCAAGUCGUCGAGGUUUUCGUCCGAGUCACCGGAGGUGAAGUCGGAGCAGCGAGUUCACUCGCUCCCAAAAUCGGUCCACUCGGUCUUUCUCCUAAAAAAAUCGGAGAAGACAUCGCAAAGGAGACCUCAAAGGAUUGGAAGGGUCUCCGAGUGACGGUCAAACUCACAGUGCAGAAUCGUCAAGCUAAGGUAUCGGUUGUUCCCUCCGCCGCCGCACUUGUCAUCAAGGCGUUGAAGGAGCCGGAACGUGACAGGAAGAAGACGAAGAACAUCAAGCAUAACGGUAACAUCUCACUGGAUGACGUCAUUGAGAUUGCUAAGGUGAUGCAGUCUAGAUCUAUGGCGAAGGAUUUGAGUGGAACUGUGAAGGAGAUCUUGGGAACAUGUGUAUCUGUUGGUUGUACGGUAGAUGGAAAGGAUCCUAAGGAUUUGCAGCAAGAGAUUACUGAUGGAGAUGUGGAGAUUCCUCAGGAUUGAUUGAUGAUUGAGAUUGAUGAUUGAUGAACUGAUGAUUCCAUUGACGGAGGUUAUGUUCUGAUUUUGUUCUUAUAUUAAUUUUUAUGUUAUUUUGUUUUGAGUAUGUUAUCGAGGAUAAUUUUGAUAUAAUUAUGACGAGUAAACUUUGGGAUUUUUUUGGUUAAUGUAGUUUUAAUUUUUCUCGAUGAA